Molecule: messenger RNA, 1668 nt
Organism: Symsagittifera roscoffensis
Lineage: Eukaryota; Metazoa; Xenacoelomorpha; Acoela; Convolutidae
Product: tubulin alpha-3 chain-like
Exons: 1
Coding region: 170-1531 (453 amino acids)
Biological process (GO): microtubule cytoskeleton organization; mitotic cell cycle
Cellular component (GO): cytoplasm; microtubule
Molecular function (GO): GTP binding; structural constituent of cytoskeleton
Source: RefSeq, a predicted model, not a curated record
AAGUUUUCAAUUUCCCAUAGUAACCUCCAAAGCAGCAAACAUGCAUACCUUUACUCGCAUAGCUUAAAAAUUCAUUCCUCUAACUUCCACUGUUUAAACAAGUUGCUUGUACUUCUCAAUCAAAAUUUUUCAAUUGACAUAACCUCAAUUUUUCAAAAACUGAACCAAAAUGCGUGAAUGUAUCUCAGUUCAUAUCGGCCAAGCUGGCAGCCAAAUUGGAAACGCUUGCUGGGAGCUGUACUGUCUGGAACAUGGGAUCCAGCCGGAUGGUCAGAUGCCAAGUGACAAGACCAUCGGAGGAGGCGAUGAUUCAUUCAACACAUUCUUCAGCGAGACCGGGGCGGGCAAGCAUGUUCCUCGGGCUGUCUUCGUCGACUUGGAACCAACAGUUGUCGACGAAGUCCGAACUGGAACUUACCGACAACUGUUCCACCCGGAACAACUGAUCACCGGAAAGGAAGACGCUGCCAACAACUACGCCAGGGGUCACUACACCGUCGGCAAAGAGUUGAUUGACAUCGUCUUGGAUCGGAUCCGAAAGACAGCCGACCAGUGCACUGGACUCCAAGGGUUUCUGUUGUUCCACUCUUUUGGAGGUGGAACGGGUUCUGGAUUCACUUCGCUGUUAAUGGAACGUCUGUCCGUCGACUACGGAAAGAAAUCCAAGCUGGAAUUCGCUGUCUACCCAGCACCUCAGAUAUCGACUGCCGUAGUGGAACCCUACAACUCCAUUUUGACAACUCACACGACUCUCGAGCACUCUGACUGUGCCUUCAUGGUUGACAACGAAGCAAUCUACGACAUCUGUCGUCGCAACAUGGACAUUGACCGACCAACGUACACGAACUUGAACCGACUGAUAGCUCAAAUCGUGUCUUCAAUCACUGCUUCACUGCGAUUUGACGGUGCUUUGAACGUCGAUUUGACUGAGUUUCAGACAAACUUGGUGCCGUACCCGAGAAUCCAUUUUCCACUCGCGACCUACGCUCCUGUGAUCUCUGCCGAGAAGGCUUAUCACGAGCAGCUCUCGGUCGCCGAGAUCACGAAUGCUUGCUUUGAACCUGCGAACCAAAUGGUAAAAUGCGACCCGCGCCACGGAAAAUACAUGGCUUGUUGUCUCCUGUACCGAGGCGAUGUCGUGCCCAAAGACGUCAAUGCCUCGAUUGCGACUAUCAAGACUAAGAGGACCAUCCAGUUCGUAGACUGGUGUCCCACUGGCUUCAAGGUCGGAAUCAACUACCAGCCCCCGACUGUCGUUCCUGGAGGCGACUUGGCCAAGGUGCAGAGAGCCGUCUGUAUGUUGAGCAACACCACUGCUAUCGCCGAAGCCUGGGCUAGAUUGGAUCACAAGUUCGAUCUAAUGUAUGCGAAGCGAGCGUUCGUCCACUGGUACGUUGGAGAGGGAAUGGAGGAAGGAGAGUUCUCGGAAGCCAGGGAGGAUCUGGCAGCUCUGGAGAAGGACUACGAGGAAGUAGGAGUAGACUCGGUUAACGCCGAAGGAGAGGAGGGCGAAGAAGCGGAGGAAUACUGAAGUCCAGCAAGAAAUGAGACGAUACUUAACAGAAUACCGAAACGAAAAGAGACAUACUAUGUAUACAAGAGACUAAAACUAAAUAUAUAUUACACUUAUUUAAUUAUAAAAAAUAUUAAACAAGUAUAGUCGGUUAA